AUGCGCCGUCUCAAUCUGGCCCUGCUGGCCACGUUCCAGCUCUGCAGAGCUCGGACACCUGGCUUCAACGUCCACAGCGACCUCCUCGCAUACCCUCAGUACGAAGUAAUCUUUGCGGACGGUGCCAUAUCCGACAAGGACGCACAGUCUCUUCUGGACAGGGACUCGCAGCACCACCCGACCUAUUCAGCAGACUUCACGCAGCCGACAGCUGGCGACAGCCGCGAUGGCAACGUCGCUGAUGCGCCCGAGGAAGCCCCCACGUACUCGUACGAGGUCAUGAACAUGGCACCUCACCGCUACCUUUGUUCCAUACCCGUGAUCCAACCCCCCGGACCGGAAAACCAGACGGCCAAUGAGCUUGCGAAGGCCGAGGAGGUGCGUGAGCUGCGGCGGGCGGCGGUGCACGGCUGGGAGCUCUUGGGGGAACUGGAAGACUCUUGCCUAUACUUCAUGUCCGGCUGGUGGAGCUACAGCUUCUGCAACAAUCGCGAGAUUGUGCAAUUCCACGCCAUGGCCGCGGUGCCCAACGGCCAGCCCCCGCGACCUGACCCUCACACCCAAGAGUAUGUCCUCGGCCGAGUGCCCACCAUCCCCGCCACCUCGGAGCGGCAAGGGCGACAAAAGUCGGAGCAGGGCCCUCCGGUGCCGGCAGAGCUCCAAGUAAAGGGCGACCAGCGCUACCUCGUGCAGAAACUCGAGAAGGGGACGGUCUGCGACCUCACGGGACGGGACCGGACCAUCGAGGUCCAAUACCACUGCGUGCCGGGGAUGAAGAGCGACAGGAUAGGAUGGAUCAAGGAGGUGACAAUUUGUGCCUACGUCAUGGUGGUCAACACCCCCCGACUCUGCGAGGACGUUGCCUUUUUGCCGCCAGAGGAAACAAAGGCGAACCCCAUCAGCUGCCAGCUGAUUGCCGACGUGGACGCUGCCACGCAGCCUCUCAUAGGCGAGAGCAAGCCGGUUAAGACUGAUGCUCCCGAGCCCCACGAGGAGAAAGAGGAAGAGGCCAAGGCUGAGGCUGCCAAGGAAUCCGAGGUCACGAUCGGCGGUGUCGUCGUGGGCGGGCGAAGAGUCUUGUCCAGCGCCGACGAGGCUGGCAAGCCACCCGUCAAGCUCACGCCCCCGCGAAACUACUUGUCCGGCCAGGCGGGCAAGGACCGACUCAUCGAGGUCGUCGUUCAGGCGGCCAGCAAGGCGGACGGCGGCAAAAUCACCACGCUCGACGCGGCGGAGCUAGAGAAGCUGGACCUCAAGCCCGACGUAGUCAAGGAGAUGACGAAGCAGAUGCAGGACAUUGCCGGCGACUCUGGCUGGAAGCUCGAGAUUGUGGAGCUCGAAGGCGAGGACCUGCGCGAGUUGAGGGGCUACAUUGACGACGAGGAGGGCGCUGAAGCUGGAGGCAAAAAGGGCAACGCCGAAAAGGAUGGCAUAAAGCAAGGCGGCGGCAAGAAAAAGGCGCCCAAGGAUGAGGCGCCAGACAAGGCCGAAGGCAAAGACGACGGCAGCGAGGAGAAGUUUUUCAAGGAGGAACUUUAG
Molecule: messenger RNA, 1539 nt
Organism: Purpureocillium lilacinum
Lineage: Eukaryota; Fungi; Ascomycota; Sordariomycetes; Hypocreales; Ophiocordycipitaceae
Product: protein OS-9
Biological process (GO): retrograde protein transport, ER to cytosol; endoplasmic reticulum unfolded protein response
Cellular component (GO): endoplasmic reticulum lumen
Source: RefSeq, a predicted model, not a curated record